Messenger RNA from Rotaria sp. Silwood1, 804 nucleotides. Lineage: Eukaryota; Metazoa; Rotifera; Eurotatoria; Philodinida; Philodinidae. The record is from the annotation of a GenBank genome assembly.
AUGAGAAAGAUUAUCACUUUUGACGAACCUAAUAUUCCGACAUUAGACAACAGCAUAAAACGAAAUAAAAAUAUAUUUGUUCAAGCAUUAGUUUAUAAUAAAACAUUCGCUCCUGCAAGAAUACAAUUGGAAACAUUUAGUCACGAUUAUGAAGAGCUGUCAGUGAGACAAACCAUAAAUGGACCUGUUCACUACUAUAGUAUUGAACAAAUUUAUUUUGCAAUUACAACUAAUCGAUAUCGAAUUCGAGAGACAAUUGAAUUUUUGAAAUUUUGGGCAAUAACACCAGAUAUUCGAUGUUUAAUGGUUUUUGAGAGCAAAAGUUUGCCCUCUGAGAAUUAUAUCCAAAGAUACCUUGCAACUCAUGGAAUUUCAUGUAAAAUACAAACUUCAAAUGCCACUCGUUAUGAAGAGCGAUAUCUCGAGUUAAUUCAACAAGUUUGGUAUUCAUCAAAUACAAGUUCAUAUGUUGAUUUGGAAAAAGUGGCAUGGUUUGCUUUUGGAGAUGACGAUACUGUUUGGUUCCUAAACAAUCUAUUACAAACAUUAAAAUACUACAAUGCAUCUGAUCCAAUCUAUUUAGGUAAUAUUUCUGACAACUUAGAUGCCCUUCAACGUCAUGGAACUUAUUUCGCUUUUGGAGGUGGUGGUAUUCUUUUAAGUCGAACUUUAGCAUUACAAGCAGCACAGCAGAGUAAAGAUUGUCAACGACUCGUUCAUAAUACGUUUGGUGGUGAUAUGAUGAUCGGCAAAUAUGAUAUCAAACAAAAAGAAUUAUGGGAAUUUCAAAAAACAAUUAUCUAA